AUGGAUGUAAAGCCAAACCACACUAUUUAUAUCAACAAUCUUAAUGAAAAAACGAAAAAGGAAGAGCUCAAAAAGGCUCUUUAUGCAAUUUUUUCUCAGUUCGGGCAGAUCAUUGAUAUAAUGGCAUUCAAAACAUUGAAAAUGCGUGGGCAGGCACAUGUAAUAUUCAAAGAAAUAAGUUCAGCAACGAAUGCCCUGCGUGCAAUGCAAGGCUUCCCGUUUUAUGAUAAGCCUAUGCGCAUACAAUUUGCGCGUGAAGAUUCUGACGUUAUUGCGAAAGCGAAAGGUACGUAUAUUGAUCGUCCAAAAAAGCAUCUUCUUGCUAAACAAGCUGCUGGAGAAAAGCGAAAAAAGACAAGCCAUGUAAAAGAGAAUAAAAAGAUGCGUAUGGACAAAAUCGCUACUGGUAAAACUGAGCUUCCGGAAAAAGCAAAUCCUCCGAAUAAAAUCCUCUUUUGCACAAAUCUGCCUGAAGAAACAACAGAGCAAAUGCUUUCCCUUCUUUUCAAUCCUUACCCUGGUCUGAAAGACAUCAGACGUAUUCCGAAUAGGCCAGAUAUUGCAUUUGUUGAAUUUGAGACGGAAGCCGAAGCAACGUCAGCUCGUUCUGGUUUGAACAACUUUAAGAUAACACCUUCGCAAUCGAUGUAUGUCAAUUAUGCGAACAAGUGA
Messenger RNA from Brugia pahangi, 672 nucleotides. The record is from the annotation of a GenBank genome assembly. Lineage: Eukaryota; Metazoa; Nematoda; Chromadorea; Rhabditida; Onchocercidae.